Molecule: messenger RNA, 900 nt
Organism: Caenorhabditis briggsae
Lineage: Eukaryota; Metazoa; Nematoda; Chromadorea; Rhabditida; Rhabditidae
Exons: 4
Coding region: 1-900 (299 amino acids)
Biological process (GO): positive regulation of Wnt signaling pathway
Cellular component (GO): membrane; external side of plasma membrane
Molecular function (GO): signaling receptor activity
Source: RefSeq, a predicted model, not a curated record
AUGUUGUUGAUUUUCUUGUUUCUCUUUGGCUUACAAGCCUGUUCCGCUGGACGUCUGCAAAUCAUCUUACCGGACGAUGCACCGCCACUUGACUUAGAAAAUUCAGAAUUCGAUUCCAAGUCUUUGUUGAAUUUUAACAAGCAAGUAUUUGGAAUCGGAAGUAGUAGCGAUUUUGGUCAAAAGCUAUCGUCUAGUACGUUGUUUGAAAAACCGAAGGCCUUGAUGGUGAUCAGUGUCCAUGGCUUGAAUGAUUUCAAUUAUGAUGGUCGUACCUUCAACUUUACCGACAAAUUCGAUUUGCUGGAAAUUAAGGAUAGCUUGGAAAAACUCUUCGGGGAUAGCAUGUAUCAUGCUGAAGUGAACUCCUCGGGCAUUUUCGGUUCACCUAAUUUCAAGAGAGAGUCCCCUUCUGAUGACGAAAUCGAGAUCGAACCAAAUUACCAAGACAUUCAAAACAUGGAUAAACUGACGGCAAUUAUUCGGGUAAAAGAUCGAAAACAAGCCAACGUCAUCGACUAUUACCGCAUUCAUCUCGACGUUUCCAACGCACGGACUGAUAUGGAAAAGAAUCAGCUCGCCGAAAAUAUCAAGCGAGGCAUCGACUCGCUGCAAGAAGCCAUCAAAAAUGUCACAAAUGGAAACGUAGUUGCAGAGAUUUAUACACACGAAAGUCCUGUGAAAGAGGCCGAGAAAAUUCGAAUCAAAGCGCUGCACAAGAAGUUUCAAGUCACUCAACCGAGAUAUAUCGAUCACCCGGCCACAUUUGCAAUCGCUAUGCUGGUCUGCAUAGUCAUUUUUUUCUCACUCCUAUCCAUGGUUUGGUUUAUGUCGGACGAAAGUGAGAUGGGAAAGAAUUCGCUCGUUUAUCGUCUUUCAACUUCCAGACCGAAAAAGGACUAA